AUGUAUCCAAACUCUGGAUUAAAACGAAAGUGCUUGGUAGAUAUUUAUGACAGACAUUUGCGACGAAUAGCAAAGGAGUUGGUAGUUGAUCAUUCUGCUAAAAACACUGAUGUGGUGGCUGACGGAGAAACUAUUUGUAGCCCUUAUUUAUUCAAAAAUACUGUAAUCCAAAACUCUCCAGUACAGAAGUGUGAUCUUCCUGACAGUUCAAAACGAAACAUACCAGAAAACAAAAAUGCUGAGAUUCUAAAUAUUAACUUUAAUGACAUUGAUUUGGGGUUAACAGACAGUAACAACUUAAAUUUUCUUUCAGAGAAUAAUAGUAGUUUGAAUAUUAGUAGUUCAGAUUUGGACCAAAGCUCAGAAAAUUUAGAACAUUUAAAAUUUCCAUUAAAUGAUACAAUACAGAACAAAACACUUAGACAAAUAAUUGUUGACUGGGCAUUACAAAACAAUAUUAAUCAAAAAGCAUUAUCUGAGUUACUGACUAUUUUAAAUCAAGAAUUGCCUAAUGGACACCAAAUUCCAAAUGAUGCAAGGGCUCUCUUAAAGACCCCUCGAAGCACUUUAAUUAGAGAUGUACAUCCGGGCAAAUAUUGUCAUAUAUUAAAUAUCCUUAGGCUGGACAGUAAUUGUUUCAAAUCCUCUAAAAUUACUUUAAAGGUUGGAAUUGAUGGAUUACCACUAUCAGCGUCAAACAAUAGUCAGCUGUGGCCAAUAUUGGGAUCAAUUAACUCUAGUUCAAAAGUAUUUUUAAUAGGAGCCUACCAUGGCUACUCAAAACCUAAUGAUGCCAAUGAAUUUCUGCAAGAGUUUGUAAAAGCAUUACUUGAGCUCAUUGAAAAUGGUGUAAUUUAUGAAGGAAAAAAAUAUAUUUUUGAAAUAUAUUGUAUGAAAGUGUACGUAGGAAUCCAGCUGCUCGUGACUGCACAGAAAAAGAAAUCAUUGACUGCAUUAAAAAUUGGCUUCGUCAGGCAAAUAGCAGAUUUCAGAAUCAGUCGUCUUCAUCCUAUGAAAAUAGGAGAAAAAUUAAGUUCUCUUGCGGAUUACGACAAAAAUAUAACAGAAAUUGUUAGUGUUGGCAGGAAUAGAAUUAAAAUCGAAGUAGAUUCGGGUCUGGUUGCAAAUAGGCUAGUAGAAGAAUCUUUUUUUGAAAAAAAUAAUUUAAUUGCAUUUAUACCUAAUUAUUUGACAGAAAAAAGAGGUUUAGUUCGCGCUGUUGACACUACUAUAAGUGAAAAUAAACUCUUAAAUAUUAUAAAAUCGAAUGUAAUGGUUAAAAAAGUUCAAAGAAUGACUAGAUUAAUACAAAAAGACGGUAUAUCGGAGAGAGUUCCAAGACAGAUGAUUAUUGUUACUUUUGCGGGCAAAUUAAUUCCUCAAUUCAUCUACAUUAAUAAAGUUAGAUGCCCGGUCGAGUUGCUGUUUAGCGUAGUUAAGUGUCUGUCUUAUCCGAGUAAAAGUAGCGAUGACUUACUAAGAAGACAUACAGGCCAUAAGUAUUCCGAUGAAGAUGAUUUAAGGCACAAUUUAUACUUAUUACCUAUUCAAAUAUUGCCUUCUGAAGACUACCAUGGUACAGAAGAACCAUUGUAUGAAAUACCACUACUUGGCAAAUCAAACCCACUUGGUUUAUAUGGAUUAGAGCACCUGUUGCAUGAAAAAUUCUUUGAUAACGAUAAAAGCUUCCAUCCACUUUUACCUUUCGAUAUUGACAAAUUCCUUAGCGUAUUUGAACAAUCCAGUCUUCCACAAUUAAGGCAGUUUGUUCCGGAAUUACCACCCAUUCCUGAAUUACCUGAAGAUCCAGCUCCGGGCGGCAGAUAA
Diabrotica balteata is the source of this 1827-nucleotide messenger RNA. The record is from the annotation of a GenBank genome assembly. Lineage: Eukaryota; Metazoa; Arthropoda; Insecta; Coleoptera; Chrysomelidae.